AUGCUCCACGCACAGACGACGGUCAAGCCGCCCAAGAAGGAGCGGCCAUCACCGGCGUCGUCGAUCGCAAGCGUCCUCGGGCAGCUCGACGCGUACGAGAGAAGCGUCUGCAACAAGAAGUCCGACUUGACGCUGCCUAUCGUGGGCGCGCCAGCGCCGUCCUUGUCUCCGUCCAAGUCGCGCCAAAAGCUCAUCAAGCAGAUCCAGUCCAACGCGAGCCUCGACCGCGGGCCGCCGCCACCAGGACCACCGCCGCCGCCCGAGAACGUCUCACUCGUCGAGUACCUCGAAGCCGUCGUGCCCGUCGAGAAGCUCGUCGAUCAUGCCAAUGCACUCACGCGCCCGCAGCUUCCCAUCGCUUGUUAUGCCGACCUCGACGAUGCUGGCGGGCGCGCCUUUCUGACAACCGGGCCCAAGAAGGCUGUCGCGCUAGCCAUGGACGCUCGCACCGGCGCCAUCGGCCACUGGUCGGCCUGCACCGUCAUCGCCUACGACGCCAACGCGAGCGUCUUUGUCGUCGCGUGGCUCGCUGGCGCGCGCAUCGGGGCGCCGCUCGUGCCCCGCGUGCUGCUCUGCUUUGAGGCCGAGCCGCGCGCCCCGUUCGUAGCGCGCUUGUCUGCCGCCUUGGCGUUACGGUCCGAGGCCGAGGCCCGACUUCGCUACGAGCUGUACGUUGAAUCCAUGCCGCCCGACGUCGAGGCGCAGCUCGAUGCCGACCGUGUCAACAGCAUUCUCUCGUUCGCUCUCUCGUCCUCGCGGCUCUCGACGAAUGCGCGGACAUCCAAGCUCUUAGAGGAAGUCAACGAGGGCUACAUGCGCACGAUGAACGCAAUUCUGCUGGCCACGAACCUCCGCGACGUCGCGCGGGAAUUUCCGAUGCUCCGGCUCCCGACACCAAACGUCGUCCCCGAUGUGCCAGCCUUUGGCACCGUCCAGGUGCCAAUCUAUGACUUUAACCAGCGACGUCACAACGCGACGCUUGAUUCGUUCUUGAGUGCCCCACCAGCGAUUCAUGCGCUGCUCGACGUCCGCCACGCGUGCAACAAUAUGGGCUCGCACCUGCUGCUCAAGACGGACCAGACCAGCGACGCCGCAGUCGCCCCUCGGUCCGUCGUCUUGCCGGACUUUCUCUCGGCGCAGACGCUCGCGAAUCAAAAUGCGAUGCGCUUUCUACGCGACAACUGGACGCGGAGUGCCGCCAAGUGCAUUAUCAACCACAUGGGACCGCACUACAACCUCCUCGAGAGCCAUCGCAGCGUGUACGAGAGCUCGCCGCUGCGCCGCGUCCUUCGCCGCGUCAACCUUGUCGCUGAAGACAGUCUCCGGGAUGUUGUCACCGACACAUUCCAGGCGUAUGCUGCUUUUGUGCAGUCCAUGUGUGCCAAGACCGUCGUAAUUGCCGACACCCACGACGUCCGCGUCGACACACACGGCAAGCCUUCGUACGUCGCGCUCUUCAAGGUCGACGUCGUCAUCUCGGGGGCGCCAAAGGUUCUCAACGAAGCUGCGGUCCACGAACGCGCGGCGGCGAUCGCGGCCUGGGACAGCGACGAGCCGUGCCCGCUCGAGCCCAUCGCGCCCGAACUCGGCCACGACUUCGAGUACGCGACGCCGCCCCAUGCGUUUGCCGACGCAGUCGUGUCGCAGCUCGGUCUUGCGCUGGACCGCGUCAAGACUCUCGAGCUCAUUGAGCGCAUCGUGAUGGACCGCCUGUUCUGGCCCAACCAAGACACCAUUGCGUGUGUGAGCAUGGACGAGCCGUGGGUUGUGACGCUGGUCGCGUCGAUGCAGGUCGCGCUCACCGAGGCGUUGUCGCCGAUGCAUGCGUACUUGGCGCUCCUCGCCAAGCACAUUCCGCUCCUGAACCUCAACGUGCUCGAGUACCUUGGCAGUCUUCUCAAAGCGCCGGAAGCCAAAGACGAUCCGAACGAAAUCGAUGUGACGCCGCCGAUGGAGAUCAACGAACUGCGGCGCGUGAUCCUGAAACACCGCGAAGCCGAGCGGUUGAUUCUAGAGGCGCUGCCAUCGACGCCCGUGAACCUCGGCCUCGUCGCCGUCGACGUGGGUCACGUCCGUCUCUUCCUCGCCAAGAAACACGCCGAGAUUUACACCAAGCUCCUCGAGACGCAAGUGGCCUUUUGCUACCGGCUUGCGACCAAACUGACAUCCAGUUUUGACGAGAUCAACGCCAACUUGGCCGUGACGCCCAAGGACGUCGAGGGCUUGACGGCGCUCCAAGAGUACAUUGCGUCGGUCCCUGCGACGCUACAGCCACUCCAGGAGGACAUUCGCGUCAUGCUUCUCAACAACGACCUCGUCGACGACUUUGGCUUCCUCGUCUCGGACGAGCACCUCCGGCUCAAGUGGAACGUGCUCGGGUGGCCGGGGCGCAUUCACACGCAGAGCGCGCGCUUCAAAUGGGCGCUCGACGAGCGCAAGGCAAAAUUCGCCAAGCAAAUGGAGGCCGAGCAAGAGCGGUUCGAGAAGACGCUGGCGGCGCUCGUCGAAGAAGUUGACGCGUUCGCACGCUACGACAACCUCGCGCACGUCGAGGACAUUGCGCACCACGCGAUGGCGGUCCAGAAAAAGCUCGACCAAGCGUCGUCGGACGCGGCGAUCUUCAAUUCGCGCGAGGUGCUCUUUGGCAAAGACAUGACGAGCUACGACGUCCUCGCGCUCGCCAAAAAAACGUUCGAGCCCUACAACCAGCUCUGGGGCACGGCGUACAAUUGGCUCCAGUCGCGGAAGCAGUGGACGCAAGGCAGCUUCUCGGACGUCAACGCAGAAGAGAUUGAACGCGCCGUCGAGACGUAUGGCGGCACGAUCGCCAAGGCCGCCAAGUUCUUCAACGCGAGCGGCAACGAGGCGUGCGCGCGCAUCGCCGAGACCAUCAAAGAGCAGGUUGGCGUGUUCAAACCGUAUGUGCCGCUCAUUCUCGGCCUCCGGAACCCGGGCAUGCGGCCGCGGCACUGGGCCGAGCUCAGCAAGGUCCUCGGCUUCACCCUCGAGCUCGACGAGAGCUUUACGCUCAACAGUAUUUUCCGGCUCAAUUUACUCGACCAAAUCGACGAAAUCGUCAAGGUCGCUGAAGCCGCGGGGCGCGAGUACCAGAUCGAGGCCGCUUUGAACGCGAUGAAGACGCAGUGGGAAGCAAUCGACCUCCAGAUCCUCUCGUACCGCGAAACGGGCACGUACAUCAUCAAAGGCGUGGACGAGAUCCAGAUCGUGCUCGACGAGCACAUUACGAUGACGCAAGCCAUGAUGUUCUCGUCCUUCAAGGGUCCGUUUGAGGAGCGCAUCACGGAGUGGAAUGGGACGCUGCAGCUCAUCUCGGAGAUCCUCGAAGAGUGGCUGGCGGUGCAGCGCAGCUGGCUGUAUCUGCAGCCGAUCUUUGAGAGCCCCGACAUCAACAAGCAGCUGCCGUUAGAAGGCAAGCGGUUCGCGUCCGUCGACAAGAACUGGCGCCAAACGCUCGCGUCGGCGCGCGCCAAGCCGCGCUGCGUGGACUUUUGCAAUUCGGGAAAGCUGCUGGAAAAGUUUCAUGAAAGCAACGUGUUUCUGGACAUGGUGCAGAAGGGGCUGAGCGACUAUCUCGAGGUGAAGCGGUCGUCGUUUGCACGCUUUUACUUUCUCUCGAACGACGAGCUCCUCUCGAUCCUCUCCGAGUCGAAAGACGUCAAGCUCGUCCAGCCGCACUUGAAAAAGUGUUUUGAAGGCAUUGUCAAGGUCGAGUUUCAAGACGACUUGACGAUCACGGCCAUGAUCUCGGCCGAGGGCGAGAGCGUCCGCAUGCACGAGCCCAUCGAUCCGAAGAAUAAGAACGUCGAGCUCUGGAUGCUCGAGGUCGAAAACAUGAUGCGCACGUCGAUCCGCGACACGAUGCAUUGCUCGAUCGUCGACUACAUCAAGGUCGACCGGAGCAAGUGGGUGCAGAAAUGGCCCGGCAUGUGCGUCUUGAAUGCGAGCCAGAUGCACUGGACGCGUGAGAUGGAGGAAGCCAUGGACAAAUUCGGUGCCGACGGCGUCAAGCUCAUGCUCAACCGACAGCUCGGCCAGCUCGCCGACAUGGUGACCAUGGUGCGGGGCCACCUCGACAAGAUGACGCGUAUUACGCUCGGCGCGCUCACGGUCAUUGACGUCCACGCCCGCGACGUGACCAAGAAGCUCGUGGCCCAAAACGUGCAGUCGAAAGCCGACUUUUUGUGGAGCUCGCAGCUCAAGUACUACUGGGACGACGACUUGUUUGCGCAAAUGGUCACGUCCAAGCGCCCGUACGGCUACGAGUACCUCGGCAACUCGUUCCGGCUCGUGAUUACACCGCUCACGGACAAGUGCUAUCUGACGCUCAUGGGGGCGCUCCAGAUGAUCCUCGGCGGCGCGCCCGCCGGUCCUGCCGGCACGGGCAAGACGGAAACCACCAAAGAUCUGGCCAAAGCGCUGGCGAAACAGUGCGUUGUCUUCAACUGCUCGGACGGCCUCGACUUUAUUGCGAUGGGCAAGUUUUCAAGGUACCACGUAGCUACUCACUUGAUCGUUGGGACCAACAUGGGCAUGAAGGGGCUGGCGUCCUGCGGCGCGUGGGCGUGUUUUGACGAGUUUAACCGCAUCGACAUUGAAGUGCUCUCGGUCGUGGGCCAGCAAGUCAUGACGCUCCAGCUCGGUAUUCGCCGUGGCGAGAAGCGCAUCGUGUUUGAAGACUCGGACAUCAAGCUCAGCGACCAGUUUGGCGUCUUCAUCACGAUGAACCCGGGGUACGCCGGGCGGUCCGAGCUCCCCGACUCGCUCGCCGCGCUCUUCCGCCCCGUCGCGAUGAUGGUGCCCGACUACGCGCUCAUUGGCGAAAUCAUGUUCUUCGCCUACGGCUUUGCCGACGCCCACGCCCUCGGCGCCAAGAUGGUCACGACGUUCAAGCUCUGCUCGGAGCAGCUCUCGUCGCAGUGCCACUACGACUACGGGAUGCGCGCUGUCAAGACGGUCAUCACGGCCGCGGGCAACUUGAAGCGGUCCGAUCCGGACAUGGACGAAGAUGUUCUCUUACUCCGGGCCCUCCAAGACGUCAACUUGCCGAAAUUUUUGGCCCACGACAUUCCGCUCUUCAACGGCAUCAUUUCGGACCUCUUCCUCGGGAAGCAGCGGCCGGUCAUCGACCUCGGCGCGCUCAUCUCGGUCAUUAAGCUCCAGACGCAAAAGAUGCAGCUCCAGCCCGUGCCGUAUUUUCUCACCAAGUGCAUCCAGCUCUACGAGACGAUCGUGGUGCGGCACGGUCUCAUGGUCGUCGGCGCGACGGGCGGCGGCAAGUCGUGCAACAUUGAGGUGCUCGCCCAAGCCCUCUCGGAGCUCAAGAGCCGCAACGAGCCCGGGUUUGCGUACGAGAAAGUCAUCAAGUACCAGCUGAACCCAAAGUCCAUCACGAUGGGCCAGCUCUACGGCGAGUUUGACGCGAAUACGCACGAGUGGCAAGACGGGAUUCUCUCGACCUUGUAUCGCACGGCGGCGUCGUGCACCAAGUCGGACCGCAAGUGGAUCAUCUUUGACGGGCCCGUCGAUGCGAUUUGGAUUGAAAACAUGAACACAGUGUUGGACGACAACAAGAAGCUGUGCCUCAACUCGGGCGAGAUGCUUCAAAUGUCCUACCAGAUGACCAUGAUGUUUGAGGUCGAGGACCUCUCCGUGGCGUCGCCGGCCACCGUGAGUCGCACCGGCAUGGUGUACAUGGAGCCGAGCACGCUCGGGUUGAACCCACUCGUCAUGAGCUGGCUCGAGAAGCUCCCAAAGACGCUGAGCGUCCACGCGCCGAGCUUUCUCCGGCUCUUUGACAUUUAUCUGCACGCAGCGGUCAUCUUUAUGCGGUCUUAUCUCAUCGAGCUGGUGCCGACGAUCGACAACAAUCUCGCGCAGUCGCUUCUAAGUCUUCUCAACUGCUUUCUCGGCCCGUACCUGGCGACCGAGCCCAUAGCGCCCGACGCAGCGUUCCGAAAUGACAUUGAGCCCAUGUUUCUGUUUUCGCUGAUCUGGUCGAUUGGCGCGACCACGAACGACCUCGGGCGCCUUCGUUUUGAUGCGUACGUACGGCUGCAGAUGCUCGCCAACAACGCGGCGACGCUCUUCCCGGCCAAAGGCCUCGUGUACGACUACAGCUACUCGAUGAAGGAGCACAAGUGGGUCUUCUGGAUGGACACGAUUCCCGUGUACCGCGUCCCGUCCGGCAUUUCGUUUGCUGAAAUUGUCGUGCCAACGUCCGACAGUGUCCGCAACACGUACCUCCUCGAGCAGCUCGUGAAAACGGGCAAGCACGUGCUCAUGACGGUCAACAUCGCGCGCUUCUUGUCGUCGCUGCCGAGCGAGUACAUGCCCGUGGCCAUGACGUUCUCGGCGCAAACGAGCGCAAACCAGACCCAGGAUCUCCUCGACAGCAAGAUGGAGAAGCGCCGAAAAGGCGUGUUUGGACCGCCCGCCGGCAAGACGUUUGUCGUGUACGUCGACGAUCUCAACAUGCCGAAGCGAGAAAAGUACUUUGCGCAGCCGCCGUUGGAGCUGCUUCGGCAGUGGUUUGACCAAGGCGGGUGGUACGACCGCAAGCUGCUGCAGUUUCGCGCGAUCAUUGACAUGCAGUUUGUCGCGUCCAUGGGGCCGCCGGGCGGCGGGCGCAACCCGAUCACGAUGCGGCUCCUCCGGCACUUUAACGUCGUGUGCUACGCCGAGCUCGGCGACGACAACAAGGCCAUCAUCUUUGCCACGAUUCUCAAUAAUUUUCUGAGCGCGUUCCCGGCCGAGGUCCAGCGGCUCGAAACGCCGAUCGUGACCGCGUCAAUUGAGGUCUACAAUACCAUCUGCAAGGAGCUGCUGCCGACGCCGGCGAAAUCGCACUACACGUUCAACUUGCGCGACCUCGCCAAAGUGUUUCAGGGCUGUUUGAUGUGCGAUCCGCGCAAGGUGACGGACGCCCAUGGCUUUCUACGGCUCUGGGUGCACGAAAACAAGCGCGUGUUUGAAGACCGCAUGGUGUGCGCCGACGACCACGCGUGGUUUGCGGCGCUGCUUUCCACGACGUGUGCAACUGCGUUUGACACGGACUUGGCAUCGAUUGUGACGACCCCGUACCUCCUCUACGGCGACUACCUCGUGCCGGGGGCCGACCCCAAGAUUUACGAAGAAGUCGUCGACGUGGCCAAGCUCCUCCCGAUCGUCGAAGAAUAUUUGGCCGACCACAACGCCGAGUCCAAGACGCCGAUGCCGCUCGUGCUCUUCAUUGACGCCGUCGAACACGUCUCGCGGAUCGCACGCAUUCUGCGGCAACCCCUCGGCAAUGCGCUCUUGCUGGGUGUCGGCGGCUCGGGGCGGCAGAGUCUCACCAAGCUGGCGACCUUUAUGGCUGGCUACAAGUGCUUUCAAGUCGAGAUCGUCAAGGGCUACGGCAUGACCGAGUGGCGCGACGACGUCAAGCGCUGUCUUUUGCUCGCGGGCUUGAAGGACAGCCCGGUCGUCUUCCUCUUCUCGGACGUCCAAGUCGUCAACGAGACGAUGCUCGAAGAUCUCAACGGCGUCCUCAACUCGGGCUCGGUCCCGAACCUCUAUGGCCCCGAAGACAUGGACCAAAUCGUCAACGCGUGCAAGGCCGACUGCCAGAAAAAGUCGAUUCCGCCCACGAAAACCAACAUUUUCGCGCAGUACAUUGUGCGCGUCCGGAAAAACAUCCAUCUCGUGAUUUGCAUGAGUCCGAUCGGCAACGCGUUCCGCGAUCGCUUGCGCAUGUUUCCGUCGCUCGUCAACUGCUGCACGAUCGACUGGUUUAGCGAGUGGCCCGCCGAAGCGCUCAACUCGGUCGCGACCGCGAUCCUCAGCGACGGCAACCUCCAGCUCGGGUCCCCGGACCAGAUGCAGCACCUCGUCGAAGUCAUCAAGUGCAUUCACCAGAGCGUCGAGCACAAGAGCAAGGAGUACUACUCGAUUUUGCGACGGUACUUUUACGUCACGCCCACGUCGUACCUCGAGCUCCUCGCGACGUUCAAAGCCGUGCUCGUCUCGAAGCGGGAGGAUGUCAACACGAUGAAAAGCCGCCUCCAAAACGGCGUCGACAAGCUCUCGGAAACCAAGGUGCUCGUCGCGACCAUGCAAGACGAGCUCGUGGCGCUGCAGCCGGUCCUCGCCGCGACCCAGAUUGAAGUCGAGCAAAUGAUGGUUCAAAUCACAAAGGAUCGCGCCGAGGCCGACGUGACGAAAGCAGUCGUUCAGAAGGAGGAGGAGAGUGCGUCGACCAAAGCGCGCGCGACCAAGGAGAUUGCCGACUCGGCCCAGAAGGACCUCGAUGAAGCUCUCCCCGCGCUCGAUGCGGCGGUGGCGUGCUUGAACAAGCUUAAGAAGGCCGACAUUGACGAAGUCAAGUCGCUGAAAACGCCGCCGGGCGGCGUCAAGCUCACCAUGGAGGUGGUGUGCCUCCUCUUUGGGCACAAGCCCACGAUGAAGGCCGACCCGGACAAGCCCGGCAAAAAGAUUGCCGAUUUCUGGGACGUGGCUCAAAAAGUCGUGCUCGCGAACGCCAACAAGUUUCUCGAGUCGCUCAUGGGCUUUGACAAAGACAACAUUCCGGAUGCGGUCAUCGCCAAGGUCCAGCCGUACAUCGACGACCCGAACUUUACGCCCGAUGCGAUUGAAAAGUCCUCGAAAGCGUGCACGGCCAUUUGCAUGUGGGCGCGCGCCAUGUACACGUACUACUUUGUUGCCAAGUCGGUCGAGCCCAAGAAACAGGCGCUCGCCCAAGCGCAGACCGAGCUCGACGCGACGAUGGAGAUCCUCCGCGGCGCGCAAGCCGGUCUCAAGCAGGUGACCGACCGCCUCGCCGAGCUCGAGGCGAGCUACAACGCUGCGAUCGCCAAGAAGGAGGAGCUCGCGGCCAAAGUCAUUCAGUGCCAAGUGCAGCUCUCGAACGCCGACAAGCUCAUCGGCGGCCUCGGCGGCGAAGAGACGCGUUGGAAGGCCACGGUCGCGCAACUUGAAAAAGACUACGUCAACCUCACAGGCGACGUGCUCGUGAGUGCGGGUACGAUCAGCUACCUCGGCGCCUUCACGGCCGAGUUUCGGGACGACUUGGUCUCGAGUUGGCAUGGCGCGCUCGUGACCUAUCACGUGCCGCACUCGGCCGGCUGCGGCAUCGUCGGAACGCUCCAAGAUCCUGUCAAGCUGCGCACGUGGCAGAUUGCGGGUCUGCCGACCGACACGGUCUCGACGCAGAACGGCAUCAUCAUGUCCCGCGCGCGUCGGUGGCCGCUCCUGAUUGACCCGCAAGGCCAGGCCAAUCGGUUUGUUAAAAACCUCGGGAAGGAAAAAGCGCUGUGCGAAAACGGCAUGGACGUCGUCAAGCAGUCGGACAAGAACUUCCUGCGCGCGCUUGAGAAUGGCAUCCGCUUUGGCAAAUGGGUCGUGCUUGAGAACGUCACGGAAGAGCUCGACGCGGCGCUCGAGCCAGUGCUGUUGCAGCAAAAGUUCAAACAAGGCGGCCAAGACGUCAUCCGGCUCGGCGAAAACGUCAUUCCGUACAACGAGAGCUUUCGGUUCUACAUGACGUCCAAGCUCGCGAACCCGCACUACCCACCCGAAGUCUGCGUCAAAGUGAGCUUGCUGAACUUUACGAUCACGAUGAAGGGCCUCGAAGAACAACUGCUGAACGUCGUCGUCCAAAAGGAGAUGCCCGAGCUCGCCGAAAAGAAGAACGAACUCGUGCUCUCCAACGCCGCGUCCAAGCGACAAUUGUACGAAAUUGAGAACCAGAUCUUGUACCUUCUCUCGCACUCGCAAGGCAACAUCCUCGACGACACGAAUCUCAUCGAGACGCUCGCGUCCUCCAAGCAAACGUCGGCGGUCGUCGUGGAGAAGAUGAAGGAGGCCGAAGAGACGGAGAAGGAAAUUGACGCACGCAGCGACGGGUACCGCCCGGUCGCCUACCGUGCGGCGCUGCUCUUUUUCUGUAUUGCCGACCUCGCGCGGGUCGACCCGAUGUACCAGUACUCGCUCCCGUGGUUCACGUCGAUCUUUGUGCGGUCGAUUCUGGCCGCCAAGCCGUCACCGCAGCUCGCGACGCGGCUCCAAAACCUCAACGAUUACUUUACCUACUCGAUCUACAAGAACGUGUGCCGGUCGCUCUUUGAGAAGCACAAGCUUCUCUUUUCGUUUCUGCUCACGAUCAAGAUUCUCAUGGGCAACAACGAGAUCGACGGCCUCGAGUGGCGCUUCCUCCUCUCGGGCAUGGCCCCCAAUACGCUCACGGUCGAGAACCCGGCGCCGACGUGGCUCGAAGGCUACGCGUGGACAGAGCUCUGUCGACUCGCAACGUUACCGGCCUUUGAGGGCUUUACGGAGGCAUUUGCGGCGCACAAGGCGGUGUACCGAGGCCUCUUUGACAGCCCCGAGCCGCACGUCGUGCCGCUUCCCGGCGGGUGGCAGACCAAGCUCGACGCGUUCCAGCGCCUCUGCGUCCUCCGCAGUCUCCGCCCCGACAAAAUGAUGGAAGGGAUUCAGAACUUGGUGGUUGAGAAACUCGGGCAGCCGUUCAUUGAGCCGCCGCCGUUCGACUUGCUAGAGACGUUCGAGGAUUCGACGCCCGUGUCGCCGCUUAUUUUCGUGCUGUCGCAAGGCUCGGACCCGGCCAAGGACUUGUUGACGUUUGCGAUCGCGACCAAAAUGGACGCCAAGCUCAAGAGUAUCGCGCUCGGUCAAGGCCAAGGCACGCUGGCCGCGCGCUUGAUUGAGAAUGCGGUACAGAAAGGCGAGUGGGUCCUCCUCCAGAACUGCCACUUGGCGCUGAGCUGGAUGCCAGAUCUCGAGCGCAUCUGCGAAGAGCUCGACCCGGCCAAGCUGCACGUGGAUUUUCGACUCUGGCUCACGAGCAUGCCGACGCCCGUCUUUCCCACCUCGGUGCUCCAGAACGGCGUCAAAAUGACCAAGGAGGCACCCAAAGGGCUGCGCGCCAACCUCAAAAACACCUACUACAAACUCAACGACGACGCUUUGAGCGUGACGGCCAAGCCCGACGUGUUCCGGAAGCUCCUCUUUGGGCUCUGUUUUUACCACGCGAUCGUGUGCGAGCGCAAGCGGUUUGGCGCGCUCGGCUGGAACAUUCCGUACUCGUUCAACGAGACCGACCUCGACAUUAGCGUCGCGCAACUUGAAAUGUUCCUCGACACGUACGACAAGGUGCCAUUUGAAGUGCUACAGGUCAUGACGAGCAUGAUCAACUACGGCGGCCGCAUCACGGACGACAAGGACAUGCGAACGUCCGACGUGAUUCUCAUGACGUACUUUUGCCCCGCGAUUCUUGAGAGCGGGUACAAAUUUUCGACCAGUGGCGUCUACUACUCGUUGGCCGCCAACCCCAAAACGCCAUACGCCUCGUACGUCGAGUACAUCAACAGUCUGCCCAUCAACCCCGAGCCCGAAGUGUUUGGCAUGCACGAGAACGCCAACAUUACGUGCGCCCAAGCCGAGACCUACGACGUCUUUGACAUCAUUUUGAGCCUCCAGCCCCGCGUGAGCGCAGGCGCCGGCCUCUCGCGCGAAGACACGAUUGCGAGCGCGGCCGCGACCAUCGAGGCGAGCUUGCCGCCCCACUUUGACCUCGAGUUUGUCCAAGUCAAGUACGCGGUCUCGUACACCGAGUCGAUGAAUACCGUGCUCGCGCAGGAGGUUGAGCGCUUCAAUAAGCUCUUGACCGUCAUGAAGGAGACGCUGCAGCAAGUUCAGCGCGGCCUCCGCGGUCUCAUCGUGCUCUCGGCCGAGCUCGAAGCCAUGGGCAACUCGCUUUACGACCAAAAAGUGCCUUUGCUCUGGGAAGCCAAGGCAUACCCUUCGCUCAAGCCGCUCACGUCGUGGGUCGCGGACCUCCUGGAGCGCCUCCACUUUAUCAGUCAUUGGAUCGACCACGGCAUCCCGAUCGUGUUUUGGAUUUCGGGCUUCUUUUUUCCCCAGGGCUUUAUGACGGGCAUCAUCCAGAACCACGCACGCCGCCAAAAACUGCCCAUUGACACGCUCUCGUUCCAAUACCUCAUGAUGCGAGAAGAGUUGGCGGACGUAACGACGCGGCCGGACGAGGGCUGCUACAUUUACGGGCUCUUCCUCGAGGGCGCGCGCUGGAACAAGGACAUUGCGUCGCUCGACGACCCGUUCCCGAAGGAGCUCUUUGCCAAGAUGCCGCUCAUGCAUUUGCACCCGCAGCAGAAGCGCGAGGCGCCCGCAAACGGCAUUUACCGCUGCCCCGUGUACAAAAUCCUCACGCGCACGGGCACGCUCUCGACGACGGGACACUCAACCAACUUUGUCAUGUGGAUCGAGAUCCCGUCGAACCGGCCGACGAUCUGGCGCAACUCGCUCGUCUCCGAGACGAAUGCGCAAGUCCUCUUUUGCGACCAAGAGUACUGGAUCAAGGCUGGCGUUGCGUGCUUCUGUGCGCUGCGCUACUAAACUUUAGGCGCCCUCGUCGUUUUACGGCUGCUAAAAACACCUUGUACAAAUGGUCAC
Messenger RNA from Saprolegnia parasitica CBS 223.65, 12507 nucleotides. RefSeq lists its product as hypothetical. The record is from RefSeq and is a predicted model, not a curated record. Lineage: Eukaryota; Oomycota; Saprolegniomycetes; Saprolegniales; Saprolegniaceae. Bases 1 to 12450 code for a protein of 4149 amino acids. The transcript has 7 exons. Gene Ontology annotation, molecular function: ATP binding; dynein light intermediate chain binding; dynein intermediate chain binding. Gene Ontology annotation, cellular component: dynein complex. Gene Ontology annotation, biological process: microtubule-based movement.